Messenger RNA from Lytechinus pictus (painted urchin), 3926 nucleotides. Its product is annotated as 4-aminobutyrate aminotransferase, mitochondrial-like. The transcript is spliced from 15 exons. Gene Ontology annotation, biological process: GABA catabolic process. Gene Ontology annotation, cellular component: mitochondrion. Gene Ontology annotation, molecular function: pyridoxal phosphate binding. The record is from RefSeq and is a predicted model, not a curated record. Bases 637 to 2145 code for a protein of 502 amino acids. NCBI's taxonomy places the organism in Eukaryota, Metazoa, Echinodermata, Echinoidea, Temnopleuroida, Toxopneustidae.
ACCUGACAUGGUGAUCAGCUGUUUACAGUUUACAGCUCCCAGUUUUCGGUAAACAUUCUGCGAGUUGAUUUUGGUAUUCGUCCAUGCGGGAAGUUUUUGUCCAUGGUUUCGUUCACGAACAACUGCAAAUGUGUACUGGAGCCUGCAAUUAUUCAUCACUGAAAUUCUGCCGUUGUGUUUGGAUGACGGAUAGCAUCACCAAUACAAUGCGCUUAUGAAAAUUUAGAUUAAUAUUGUCGACGUGUCGUAGACAUUCUCCAGUCCAGGCUAUAUCGGUCAUCGUGUGGCUAUCGGCUAUACAUCCUUGCCUUGGCUUGUGUCAUCUCGCUGUAGUUUCGGGUUUGAAACUGGGCCAACCGUCGGUGCAUCUUCGAGCUUCGCUGGGAAGCUGCGUUGGAAUCCUGAUAAGACUUGGACAGUGAAUUAGCUCUCAUCCAAACUAAUGUCAUCUUUCUGAAGUACCUAUUCUGAUCAUAUUGGUCUGGAUCUUGUAAUUAUAUACAAUACUCGGUGACAGCGUACAGUUGUGAUUUUGGUUUCAAAGCAAUUUUUUUAGUUUUUACAGCUUUGUCAAGCCUUUGAGUUUGACUUUGUUGUUUAAUGUUGUUGGAGUUGGAGUGAAGUAAAUUUGGAACGAUGGCAUUUUUCAACAGACUGAGUCAGAGUGCAAGGAAUGUUGCUGGAACAACCGUCAGGGUAUCAACCCCAAUUCGUCACAAGGCCUCAGCCAGUGCUGCAGCACCUAAGCUGGUCCCUGAUGAAUACGACGGGCCUCUCGUCAAAACCCAGGUUCCCGGGCCCAAGACACAGGAACUCCUGCAAAGAAUGGACAACAUUACAAGGAACACAGGAACUAUCCAGCUAUUUGCAGACUAUAAAGCAAGCAAGGGGAAUUUUUUAGUAGAUGUCGAUGGCAAUCGCUACCUGGACUGCUUCAAUCAAAUCUCAUCCGUUCCUCUUGGGUACAACCAUCCAGCUCUUAUACAAGCUGUUUCAAGUCCAGAUCUCGCUACGUCAAUGAUAAACCGGUCAGCCCUUGGAGUCUUUCCACCUGGGGAAUAUCCUGGACGGAUGGAGGAAGCUCUGCUAUCUAUUGCACCCAAGGGUUUGGAAUGCGUUCAGACUAUGAUGUGCGGAUCGUGCUCAAAUGAGAACGCGCUCAAGCAAACUUUCCUACAAUAUAGGACCAAAGCCAGAGGAGGAGCGAUGCCAACACAGGAGGAAUAUGAUUCAGCCAUGCAUAAUCAGUUACCAGGUGCGCCAGAUCUUUCAAUCCUGUCAUUUAAUGGUGCUUUCCAUGGUAGAACUAUUGGGAUGCUGUCUUUGACCCACUCUAAACCAAUCCACAAGGUGGACAUUCCAUCCCUUGACUGGCCUGCAUCAGACUUCCCAGCUCUCAAGUAUCCACUACACCAGUAUGAACAGGAGAACAGGGUAGAGGAGGAUAGAUGCUUGCAGAUGGUGAGAGAUAAGAUAGCGGAGUAUGCAGCUAAAGGUAAACCUGUCGCCGCUUGCAUCGUGGAACCGGUCCAAGCUGAGGGAGGAGAUCACCAUGCUACGCCUUACUUCUUCAUUCAACUUCAGAAGAUCCUCAAAGAGGCUGGAGCAGCGUUUGUGGUGGAUGAAGUGCAGACGGGAGGAGGUAUAGCUGGGACUAUUUGGGCCCAUGAGCAGUGGAACCUGCCAGAGGCACCCGACGUCGUCACGUUUGCCAAGAAACUCAUCACGGGAGGCUACUACUACAAGCCAGAGUUUGCUCCUAAGCUGGCGUACCAGGUGUUCAAUACUUGGAUGGGGGAGCCCACCAAGUUGAUAAUGCUGGAAGCGAUCGUAGACACCAUCAAGAAGGACAAUCUCCUGGAAGUGGUCCAGAACUCUGGCAAGAUCAUCUUGAGCGGACUGGAGGAGCUGCAGGCCAAGUAUCCUCAGUUCCUGUCCAGGGCGAGAGGGAUGGGCACCUUCAUUGCUGUGGACCUCUCGUCUCCAGAGACUGCAGCUGAUAUCGUAACCAGAGGAAGGAAAGCAGGUUUCAUCUUGGGUACCUGUGGGAAGCAGUCUCUUCGUCUCCGCCCCGCCCUCAUCUUCCAGUCUCAGCACGCCGAGAUGUUACUGGACGAACUGGAUCACAUCCUGUCCGAGCUAUAGACAGUUCUGAUGUGGACAUCAUCUGCACAAAAACAAGGAUUGGGGAUAAAUAAAAAAAGGCCAAAGAGGAGAAAUGUUCUUUAUGAUCUUGAUGACAUCUUGUUAGAGAUGUUUCUGAUGUGGACAUCUAACAGUAUCAAACCAAGGAUUUGGGGUAGGGUUUGAGAAAAGGACAAAGAUGGGAGAGGUAACAUAUCCUUUCAGAUCUGUAGACUAUUCUGGUAGGGACAUCUUCAAUAUCAACCAAGGAUUUUGGGUAGGGAUUAAGAAAGAUGGGAGAUGUAACAGAUCCUGUCAGUAACAUACUUGAUUCUGAUGUGGACAUAUUCUAUAUCAAAACAAGGAUUGGGGUAGGGUUUAAGAAAAGGCCAAAGAUGGGCAAUGUUACAGAUUCUGUCAGAACCAGAGACGAUUCUGAUUUGGACAUUUGGAGUUUACCUCAUUUGCCUAUUCAUGACUUGGUAGAAGUUAGGGGUAUGGUUCAAAAGGGUGACACAACAUUUGCUCCUGCGACAAAUGCUCCCGAGACAAUUGCUCCUGCAACAAUCGCUCCGGGCUUUAUUUGCUCACGUGCCUGACACCAUGUGGUUGCUGAUUCCACUCCACUGAACUAUAUGUAGAUGACAAUAAGUUUUAUGUGCAUGUUCUGUAAUUGUUUUCUAAUGUAUUUUUUAUUAUUGUAUUCCAGGGCCUCUAAGUAUAACAGUGUUUGAACCACUGACAGAGUCACCCUGGUAAAAUAAGACGUAAUAAAUAAAUAAAUAAAUAAAUAUUUCAUCUAGAAUUAAGAGUUAGGGUUGGGGUUGCUAUAGGGUUUUAUGUUGAGAUUGGGGUUAGGCUUAGGAUAGGGUAUAGUGUUAAUCCAGGGUUGAAGCUAGUCAUCGGUAAGUGUGGAAUUUGUAGCAGAGCAAUCGUCCCCGGAGCAAAUGUCAUGGAACCCUCAGAGGAAGGCCGAUUUUUUGGAGGUUUUUGUGGUUUACUUCAGUUGCAUCCUGCUGGAGCUAUAGAUGAAUGAAAAGUUGUGUUUUCAAUAAGGGUUUAAAAGUAAGUGGUCAAGGGUCGAGACCGGAGAAGGCAUCAUCGCAAGAUAUCGCUGGAUAACUUUAAUAGCAUCAUGUCUGGGUUGUAAGACUGCUCUGAUGUGAAAUUCUUCUGUUUCCAAGAUGCUCAGAAUAAUGAAUGAUCGUUUGAUUUCCUUUUGAAAAGAAUGGAAUUCGCUCUUUUCGAAGAAAUAGGAUAAAAUCUAUAAAAAAAGGGGUCAUGUAAUACAUUCUGGGUGUGUGUUAUUCCAUUGGGGAAUGUAAAAAGAAUUUCAUAUAUUCAAAAGCUGAAAUCACAUACUCCAACUGCACAUCUGUAAGUCAAAUGAAUGCAAACAUGGUUGAUAUUACUCUAUUUUCAUAUACAGUAUCAUCGAUACAUGUAAAAAUUUUUUGAUGCAGUGAAAAUAUUUUUUGUAGAUAGAAUAUAAAAUGCAUAUAAAGAAAAAAAAAAGUACUAUGUAAGCUUUAUGCACUUCUAUCCAUGAAAGCAGAUGAAAUCAUGAAAAUAUUGAAUUAAACUUGAUGAAAUGCAAAGGUGUAAAAAAAAGCCAACAUUUCUUUCUUAGUGACUAUUAGUAGUGCAUAUAUUACCUGAAUAAAAUCGUUAUACAGUAUAGAUGGUUUUCAAAUUGAUUGUGGAGAAAUGGCAAUGGGAACCUGCAUUUGUGGUAUCGAUCUCAAAAUGAGUUUGAACAAAAUCCAAUGAAAUGACCACCCAAGUGAUUGUAUGUAUAAUUU